AUGGCCACCAUGAUGGAGUAAACGCAACAACUUUAAAAAUUCAUAUUAUCGAGGAAAACUAUGCUUCUUUAACGCAAAAGAGGAAUGUUUCGACCUGAAAUAUCAUACCAAACGCCGAAUCCACAUGAGAGAUUUGGGAAAAGUUUCUUUUUGGAUUACACACUGAAUUAAGUUGGCUGGAAGCUGGAAAGGGAAAGAGAAUUGCAUCAAUUCCAAUGUCAUCAGAGGUUAAGAGUCUGGAGCCCUCUGACCAAAUACCAUCUACUUCCCUGAGCAGUGCUGGUGCCACACCCUCAGGGAGCCCGGCCCCCUCAGAUAAACGCCUGCGUGGACGACCGCGCAAGGAUGCUGCUUCUGUUGCAUCCACACUUAAGUCCAAAAGAAAGUGUUGCAGUGAAGGUCAAGGUCAAGGUCAAGGUCGAGCUGAUGAUGAGGAUAACAUGGACACCACUGAUGUCACAUCAACUCCAGACAUGGACGUGCUGGAGCCAGAAACAGAUGAUGAUUUCCUCGAGUCACUGGAUCUCAGCCCUAGAGACGAGAGGGCUUUGUCCGCGCUAUUCCAGCGAUCUGUGUCAGAAGACUCUGCUGGCUCAUCUGCCUCUACCACAAUAAACGCCAAAAUUAGGGAAAAACUUUGUGCCUUCUGCUACUGUGGAGAGAAGUGUCUCUUGGGUCAGGGUGAGCUGAAACUGUUUGGACCCACCCCUGGUUAUGUGCCGCUUCACAUCCGUAAUCGGCGCGGCAGCUCUGAGAAGGACGAUGAUUAUCAUGAUGAGGACGAUGAUUUUGAUGACAAUGACAACAACCAGAGCCUAGGACAUCACAAGAGCGGCCUGAAAAAGAUCAGCUCUCCAGACAGCGGCCUACACUCAACCUCGGCUCCUGGUAGUACAGACCCCACUGCUGAGGAGCCCAACCGAAAGUUUUGGGAUGAACUGGGUCAAAUCGGCCUUCCUGAUGGCAUUAAUGUUGAAUCUUUAUUUGACCCCACUGGCCAGUGCUGCGCUCAUCUGCGCUGUGCAGCUUGGUCAGAAGGUGUGUGCCGUGGGGAGGGACAUUCGCUGCUGUAUGUGGAUAAAGCAAUCGACUCAGGGAGCACAGAGUGUUGUGCAUACUGUAGACGCCUUGGAGCCUCUAUGAAGUGUUGUGAGGAAAGCUGUAGGUGCUCGUAUCAUUACCCAUGCGCGGCUGCUGCCGGAACCUUCCAGGACAUGCAAAGAUACACUGUCCUGUGCCCAGACCACAUCCAACAAGCCCUUGUACGAUCGAAUGAAGCGGUGCGCUGUCUGGUUUGCAACAGCCCUGGAGACCUGCUGGACCAGCUCUUCUGCUGCACAUGUGGUCAGCAUUAUCAUGGGGUGUGUCUGGACAUCGCAGUAACGCCGCUCAAGAGAGCAGGCUGGCAGUGCCCCGAAUGUAAAGUUUGCCUUGCGUGCAAGAACCCAGGGGAUGACAGCAAAAUGUUGGUGUGUGAUAUGUGUGAUAAAGGCUUUCAUACCUUCUGUAUUCAGCCUGUUAUGGACGCAAUACCCACCAACGGCUGGAGGUGCCAGAAUUGCCGAACAUGUGUUCAGUGUGGCGUGAGGCUCAAUGGUCAGUGGUCGUCUAAUGGUCUAAUAUGUGAGGGAUGUCAGCAACAGCAGGAUUCAGUGAUGCUCUGCCUUAUCUGUGGGAAGAGUCAUAAUACUGAUGACCCUACAGACAAACACAAUUGCUGUACUUGCAAGAGAUGGGUUCAUGCAGACUGUGAGAAACAGGUGGGCUCUGACCCCAACACCCAGGUACAGGAUGCAUUCAUCUGCAGUGUGUGUAAGCAGGUGGAGGAAGAGACUGGCCAUGAACAGCCUGUUAGUGCCCAGGAGACGUCGCUCGCUGACCCAGAAACAGAGGAUGUCUUCACUGGGGUUGAGGAAAUGAAUGAGGCAGAGAAGGAAGUGAUAUUGGUGCCAGAGGCCAGUGGUAAUCCAUUUCUUUCAGUACCAGAAGACUUUCUCUCAACUGCUGAACCUGCCCAGGAGAUCCAAGUAACAGUCACUCUGACAGAGGGACCCAAGCCACCACCAUGCUCCUCCACUUUGGUGGGUGUACACUCGACCCCUACCACUACUGAAGACCACAACCAAGAACAAAAUCUCAUUGAUGCUUUGGAAAGGGGGAAAGGAACAGAGAACACACUGCCUGAAGCUGCCUUUAAAGCUUUUCCUGCUUUGCCGACCAAAGAAACAUCCCCUGUGCAUUCGCCAGCCCUAAAGGAGGAGCCCAAGGAUGUCUGUCCCUCAGAUCUCUCUGGCAUGAAGGAUAAGAAGAUGGUGAAUAUCCCAGAAGCCAAUAGAAAUGUUAAAGAUAUUGAGCAGGUAACGAAGCAAGACCAACAAGGAGACGAAGAGGAGGAGGUAGAAGAACCUGAGUCCUUUAGUGUCCCACUGGUUGCAGAGCUCAGUCCUACGGUGGAAAUGGAUACUACACCUGUCAGCGACCACAGCUUCUCAAGUUUCAGCUCUCCCACUGAGAAUAAGAGUCUGAUUUUAAAACAUUCCCCUGCACUGUCCUUCGAAGGCUCAACCAAAUUGACGCGGUCCCCGUUCUCAACAGAGGCCUCACACAGGGAGACAUCUCAAAACCAGACUCCUACCUAUUGCCAGAACCCAGUUGGAUACAACCCCAGCGUGUCUAACACUACUUUCAUCCCCCUUAUGCCCAAAAUAGGUAUGGGAAAGCCAGCCAUCUCAAAGAGGAAGUUUUCUCCAGGAAGGCCAAGGGUAAAGCAGGGUGCAUGGAGUAACCGUAGUGCAGUGAGUUCACCUUCCUGGUCACCAGAGGGCAUGGAGGCCUGGGACAACGCUAAUACCGUGACGCUGCAUGGGCUGCCCAUCUGGACCGUAAGAUUGGGUCGUGGAUCUGGCUUCCCUGGAAGGAGGCGACCCAGAGGAGCUAACCUGUCUGGGAGAGGUGGUAGGGGACGAUCCAGGUUAAAGACGGAAAGCAGCCCUGUUCUGACCCAUGGGGUGAGCUUAAUGGAUUCUCCAUAUGUAGUCAAAGAAGAGGAGGAGAACUCCAUGCACAACACUGUCGUGAUGUUCUCCACCUCUGACUCCUUCACACUUCAACAAGACAUGUGUGUGGUGUGUGGGAGUUUUGGGCAGGGUACUGAAGGCAGACUGCUGGCCUGCUCCCAGUGUGGCCAAUGUUACCAUCCCUUCUGCGUCAAUAUCAAGAUCACUAAGGUGGUGUUAAGCAAAGGUUGGCGCUGUCUGGAGUGUACGGUGUGUGAGGCUUGUGGGCAGGCGAGUGAUCCUGGCCGUUUGCUUCUGUGUGACGACUGUGAUAUUAGUUACCACACAUACUGUUUGGACCCACCACUGCAGAACGUACCCAAAGGCAGCUGGAAGUGCAAGUGGUGUGUAUUGUGUACUCAGUGUGGUGCUACGUCACCCGGCCUGCGCUGUGAGUGGCAGAAUAACUACACGCAAUGUGGCCCCUGCGCGAGUCUCUCUGUGUGUCCUGUUUGUGCACACUGUUACAGAGAAGAAGAACUCAUCAUACAGUGCCGGCUGUGUGACAGGUGGGUUCAUGCCUCAUGUCAGGGUCUGAACUCUGAUGAAGAUGUUGAGAAUGCAGCAGACGAUGGCUUUGACUGCUCCCUGUGUAGAACACAAACUCCUGGUUGCACAAUGCUCCUGGACAUCACUGAGCCUCCGAUGCAGAUGCUAACAAAAGUCAAAGAAAUUGACUUCAAGCAGACAUACACUCAGGAUGGAGUUUGUUUAACAGAAUCUGGCUUGUGUCAGCUCCAGAGUCUGUGUAUUCAGACCUCCCGCCGCAGACGACACAAACCCAAACUGAAGUUAAAGAUCAUCAAUCAGAACAGUGUAGCUGUGCUGCAGAUGCCUCCCGACCCCCAAUCUGAGCCUUUUAGGGAUGGUGAUGUUGAUGAAAGUAGAGAGGGUGACCCAAUGGACUGUGAUGGGAAAUCUGAUUCCAGCCCAGAUCGUGAGACCUGUGACGACCAUCUGAAAUUGGCCGACAACAACAAGAAGAGGAAAAGGAAGCCAUACAGACCGGGUAUUGGUGGGUUUAUGGUGCGUCAGAGAAGCAAAGCAGGGCAAGGAAAAUGCAAACGGUCCCUCAGUAGGAAAGAGUCUGCAAGCCCCCUGACAGAGAACCUUAUGCUGAAGGAGGAAGGUUGGAAUGAACCGGACUCUCCCAUGGACAAGACUCCACUCGUAAACGAAUCUCUGGAAAAAGUAAAAAAGAGAUACAGAAAGAAGAAAACAAAACUUGAGGAAGCCUUCCCAUCAUACCUACAGGAGGCAUUCUUUGGUAAGGAACUAUUGGAUAAAAGCAAGCAGACCAAGCUGGCCACGGAAACAGGGAUUGUGGAUGAAGACUCCAAACACACGGAUCCCAAAUCACAUAACAGCAGCUUUCUGGACUCGUUAUCUGACCCGCUUCUGAGUACUACUCACACUCCAGUCUCAUCUAAAGCAGGGCCACAGCCAAAUGUGGAUGACCCCUUAGCAGAGCUGGUCCUCCAUUCAGAUGAUGAUCUCCUGGGAAUGCUGUCUGAUGACCUGAUCAAACCAGGCCCUGAAUCAGUUUGGGUUCCUGUAGGUCUUGAUUUAUGCCCUUUCCAGGUGGACAGUCCCUCUCCGUUCGCUGGUCUGGACAUUAGUACAAUUUCGGAUAAUCAGUCAGCUCCUCCUCAUCCUGCUAAAGGGUCUCGGACAUUACAGGAGGAACCACUAGAUGUAAUUCUGAGUCCUGAGCUGGACAAAAUGGUUUCUGAUGGGGCCAUUCUUGAUAAGCUCUACAAAAUUCCAGAGCUGGAAGGUAAGGAUGUGGAGGAUUUAUUCACAGCAGUGCUCAGUCCAAGUUCUAGUCAACCAACUCCGCUUCCUCACCCACCCAACACUGCUCCCUGUGCACCAGUCAGUUCAGUGUCGAUCCGAAAUUUAGUCGAUGAUGAAAUGUUCCCACGCAUGCCUAUGAUAAAUGGUAUGAUGGGACCAAAUACCCAAUUUUCUCCAAACCAAAUGAUUUCUGGAGCUGGAGUGUCUGGUACAUUCUCUUCUAUUCACUGUAUGCCUUUCCAUGAAAAUGUACGAUUUCACAACAGAGAGAAGAAAUUCAGUCAGAUAGGUGAUGUUAUGGGUCCCUGGACUUCUCCUGUGCCUGGAUCAGUCCCUCAGCCAGAGGCAGAGAAUGACACAAUGUCCAAUGCUCAGAGAAGCAUGUUGAAAUGGGAAAAAGAGGAAACACUGGAAGAAAUGGCUACUGUGGCCCCUGUCCUUUACACCAAUAUGAAUUUCCCUAACCUUCAAGAUGAGUUUCCAGAUUGGACAACUAGAGUGAAGCAAAUAGCUAAGUUAUGGAGGAAAGCUAGCUCUCAGGAAAGGGCACCAUAUGUGCAAAAGGCAAGAGACAACCGAGCAGCCCUUCGUAUAAACAAAGUUCAGUUGUCUAACGAUACAAUGAAAAGACAGCAACAUCAGCAGCCAGCUGAUCCCUUUGAUCCCAGCAUUCCCAUGGACACUGAGCUGAUCUUCAAGGACCCACUCAAGCACAAGGAGUCUGAGCAUGAGCAAGAGUGGAAAUUAAGACAGCAAAUGAGACAAAAGAGCAAACAACAAGCCAAGAUUGAAGCCACUCAAAAGUUAGAACAGGUUAAAAAUGAGCAACAACAACUUCAAAAGCAGCAGCAACAACAGCAUUUCAGUGGGAACUUGGUUGGAGACACUCCUAAUUGUGGAAGUCAGAGUCCAAUUAAACCUCAGACCAGCAGUGGGGGUAAUGAUUCUGCUUUGCAAGUGUUAACCCCCAAGGAUUGCUAUGCAAAAAGCCAAAUACCAGGAACAUCAACAUCAUCUGCAUCAUCAGUUGAUGUGUUUUUGCGUCCCCAAUGUCCACCUCUUUCAUCUACAGCAAAGACUCCUACCUCUGAUGCCCAGAAUCCUCAAGGCCCCUUAUCUCAGCCUCAGUCUCCUCAAGUGUUUUCACCCGAAUCAUCUAGUUCCCGUCCCUCAUCACCUUGGGAUCCAUAUGUCAAAAUGGUGGGAACCCCCCGGCCACCACCAUCUGGGCCUAGCACACCUUGCAGAGGUUCCAUGUCUGACAUGCCAGAGUGGAGUCGGCCCUCACCAGCCCAUGAAUCAUUUGGAUCUCCAACAUCCACCAGCACUGACCCAUAUGCAAAGCCUCCAGACACACUUCAAUCAUCAGACCCAUUUGUGAAAUAUCCAACCAGGUCCAACCAGGGUCCAAACAGACCAGGACUAGUUUCAGAGAAGCAUCAACAACAAGGACGGAACUUGAUCAAUAAUGUCACAUCAGGAGACAAUUUCCCCAGACCAGUCCAAAGAUCUGAAUCAUACCAACACAUGACCAAUAAGCGAAUGGUCCUCCCUGACCCCUACUCUAGGCCUUUGUUAACACCUGUUCCAGGGAGUAAUGAGUCUGGAUCUGUGCCAGUGUUCAAAACACCUAUGCAUCCUCUCCAGUCACAGCAAAACUCAUCCAGCUCAUCACAACAAGGUUUUAGAAGAGGACCAUCUGAUGUACAUCAGCCUCUCACACCUCUUUCAUCAAUGGGGGAUGGUUUCACUAAUGAGAACAAAGUAGUGCAUCCAACACAAGGAAGUACUUUUGCCCAACCCUUACCCAUGAGGGAUCCAUUUUCACAGGCACCAUCUACACCUAGACCAGAUUACCCUCAGCAGAUGCCUGAUCCAUAUGCUCAACCUCCCGGCACUCCACGACCCUAUGAUCCAUAUGCUCAGAUGCCUGGUACCCCAAGGCCACACUCUGAUCCAUACCCAGUGCCAACAUCCACAACUAGAACUGCAGCAAUUAAUCAGAUUUCUCAAUCACAGUCUUGCAGUCGCAGACAAUCUCCAUUUACUGCAGUUGAUCCAUAUGCAGAAAUGCCGGGUACCCCAAGGCCUUCCCUUGGAGAGAGAUACCCUAAAUCCCCAAGUAGUCAGACAAUCCCAGAUCACUACUUGCAGCCUCCUAGUCUUCAUACUGAUCAGUAUUCCCAACCUAGAGCUCCUUGCCCAGGGGCUGGAUCACAGGCCUUCCCCAGACUAAACCUCCGAACUAACAUCAUGCAUAAUCAAACAGACCCAUUUUGCCAUCAAACACAGAGCAGAAUUCAGGACCAAUUUGCUCAUCAAUCUGCGACUUGUUCUCAAACCCAAAAACAUUCUGAAAUUUCAAACAAAGUUUUUUCUCUGCCACAGACAAACCCUAGGCAGACACCUGUUCAUGAUCCAUUUGAACAAGCUACAUUAAGCCCAUGCUCACAAUCAGGGGAAAGAUCGUCACAUGAAUUUUCAUCAAAUACAGACAACACUUCAGAAAUAAAGAACAUAAUGCAACCACUGCUUGGAGACUCUGAAGACAAAAUUAAACAGCGCCAAAGACUACGACAAUUGAUUCUUAAACAGCAGAAGGAGAAAAGUGCCAUUAGACAGGAAAAGGGGCUCGGGGAAACAACUGCUACAACUGCACAUGGGAAUUUACCGCACUGGUUACAAGAUGAUUCUGGAACUCAAAAUGAUAUUUAUGGUAGACCUCCACCCCCAUAUCCAGGUAUUAUGAGUUCUUCACCAGUGCAGACAGGACAAAGAUUUCCUGGAACUUUCCUUAGUGAUCAACGAGGGCCCUUACCUGAUGAACCCCGGUGCUCCCGAGCACCAAUCCCCAGGUAUCUCAACAACAUUGGAAUGAGACCUCAAGGGCAAAGGUUUGGAUUCCCUCAUAGACCUCCAAGCCAAGACCAGUUCUUUAGGCCCUCUAACAAGAUGCAAAGUAGCCCAAUGGCUGACAGUGUUCCACUACAUAUAAGAAGACCUCUGUCAGUUGAUAUUGUAAGGUCAAUGGGCAGUAAUCAUGAGAUAUGUAUUUCUCAGAAUGUUCCACCACAUAGUCCUCAAAUGCAGCAACACAAUAUAAUGGGCCAACCAUUCAUUGAGCUUCGUCACAGAGCUCCAGAAAACAGAGUCAGACUGCCUUUUGGGCCACCUAAUGUUUUGGAUCAUACUAAUUAUUCUCAGAGACCCCCUCAUGGCUUCAUGGGAGGCCAAAAUAUGACUUUUACUGGAAAUCAAGGUCUCAGAAUGAUGGAUCCAAUGUUGGGUUACUCUCAACAUGGACCUAACAGUCACUUGCAGACAUCAACUAAUAUAGAAACGCAGCAUCACCAGCCAAGUGCGUUAGUGAAUACAGCACAACUACAGAUUCCAAUAGCAUCACCUUUUAACAGUUCUGUCAGUAGUGAUUCAGUUGCUACAUCUCAGCCUGACCUUCUUCCUGUAAGAGCCUCUGUUCCAACAGAAGAAAUAACAUUGCCUUGUAAUGAGGGUAUUGUAGAAAAACUAGACACACAUGAUUCUGCUGUGAAAGACCUUGAUGAUGUUGAGGUCAAAGACUUGGUUGAUGAAGACCUGGACAACCUGAACCUUGAUGCAGAUGAUGGCAAAGAUUUAGACCUGGAAACAAAUGACAUUCACCUUGAUGAUCUUUUGGAAUCUGGUAAGUUUGAUCUUAUUGCUUACACAGAUCCUGAGCUGAACCUUGAAGACAAAAAAGAUAUGUUUAAUGAAGAUCUAGAUCUGAGUGACCCCAUAGAAGAUGAUCACGGGGAAACUUCAGAUCUUCAGAAGGAUUUGUCUGAGAAAAUAAGUGUCACAUGUGAAGGUAUUUCAUCAGCUCAACCUAAAUCAGUGGAGGUACACAAUUCUAGGAAUGUAAAACUAGAGAAUAAUCUAUCAAAUGAGGUUCUUGAUAACCCUGACAGAAAUAAUAAAACUAAGGGCCAUCAAGGUCUAAUUUCCAGCGAGGAUCAUUCUCUUAUUGGAAGUUCUAUGAAUGAAAAUCAAUCUAUGAGUAAUAAAGAUGGCCAAGAUGAUGUCGCAAAGGUUUUUAAAGAGCCUCUACCCAAUGACUCCACUGUCCAAACUAAUCUUGGCCCAAGUGUACCGUCCAGCAUGGGUAUGGUGAUGAUACAAGGACAACCUCAAGAUCAUGGUAUAAGUCCUGGAGUGACAAUGGUCGACAAGGGUGACCCAACUGUAACUCAAGGAGCACCGUUAGGUAACCCAAAUAUGAUGCAGUCUAGAAACCAGCAGGUGCCUCUGCAGGGGUUUGAACCUUCACAAGGCCUAAAAGCGGAUGUGAAUCUCUCCGUGAUUAGUGGUCAGCAGCCUGUUCCUCAUUCCUUAAACCAUACUCAACAGGGCAUAUUUACUUCUGGGGCUGCCGGGCAACAAGGUAGUCAAAGGCACCAGAAUGAACACAGCAGGCCUCUUCUGUUAGAAGAGCAGCCACUCCUUCUGCAAGAUCUGCUGGAUCAAGAAAGACAGGAGCAACAACAACAAAGGCAAAUGCAGGACAUGAUUCGGCAACGGUCAAGUGACCCUUUUUUCCCUAACAUGCAUGAUUUUGACUCCAUUAUUGACCCAAUCAUGAAGGCAAAGAUGGUGGCUCUAAAGGGGAUCAACAAAGUCAUGGUACAGAACAGUAUGGGCAUGACACCCAUAGUUAUGAAUAGCAGAAUGCAACAGGUGCCUGGAACACAUGAACAAGAUCCAUCUGGUUUUUCUCAACAUUUCUUUAGACCGGAUGGGAAGUUGCCACCACAAAUUGUGAGGCCCAAUCCCCCUAACUUUGGACCAGGGUUUGUUAACGAUUCACAGAGGAAACAGUAUGAGGAGUGGCUUCAAGAAACACAGCAGCUUCUUCAAAUGCAGCAAAAGUUUCUAGAGGACCAGAUUGGGUCACACAGGAAAUCUAAAAAGGCCCUCUCUGCAAAACAACGCACAGCAAAAAAAGCUGGGCGGGAGUUCCCAGAGGAGGAUGCCGAACAGCUAAAACAUGUGACUGAACAGCAAAGCAUGGUUCAAAAGCAGCUGGAACAGAUACGAAAGCAACAAAAGGAGCAUGCAGAACUAAUUGAGGAAUAUUGUGUUAAACAGCAGCAACAUCUUCAACCUGGUGUGAUGGCUCCAAUCCAGGCCAUUCCAGGAAUCCAAGGACAGGCCCCUGGAAUCAUGCCUGGCAGACCUCCUGUGGGCCAGCCUAUAAUAGGUUCUAUGAUUCCAAUGCAACCCAAUCUUGGUCAACCCAAACCUUCUCACAUGCCAGGAUGGCAACAAGGUGCUGGUGGCCCAAUCGGCGGACCUAGAAUGCUGCCUCAAAUGCCAUUGUCUACCGCUACCCAGCCUUUUCAGGGGCAGCCUCCUCCCCCAAUUGUUCCAGGAGUUCAAACUGGACAGCCUAGUACUGUAUCUGGAGGCAAUGGAGCCAGUAGCAGUGCCCCUCAUGUGAAGUUUGAUGAUAAUAAUCCAUUUAGUGAAGGUUUCCAGGAGCGGGAACGCAGGGAGCGCCUUAGAGAACAGCAAGAAAAACAACGGGUUCAACUUAUGCAGGAAGUUGAAAGGCAAAGGGCCUUGCAGAGGCUAGAGCUGGAGCAGCAGGGCUUGGGAAUUGGACCUGACAACAGCAUGGGUGGCCUUUCCCAGAUGCCCUUCUUUAAUUCAGACAUGUCACAAGAAUUUACUCAGACACCAAGACCUCAACAGCAGCAACAACAACAGAUGGGCCCAAUUUUUUCCCAGCAAGCAAACAUGACUUUAGACUUUGUGGGUUCCGGUCCUGCCUUUCUUCACAGUGGAGAGUGCCAAUCUGUGUCUGGCCAUGGCUCUUUCGGUCCAGAUAUAGGCCCAAAUGUUCAACCUAAGAACCCUAUGAUGUGUGGUCUCCAACCAGGUCAGCCUCGUCCAACUGGGUUUGGAAAGUCUGACAUGACACACUAUGUUAGAGGUGAGGGUUCAUCAUUUGGCAUUGAUACUACAACCCAAUUACCUCCUACUUUCCCCAGCUCAGGACAGUCUCUGAUCCAGCUCUACUCUAACAUCAUUCCUGAGGAGAAAGGCAAAAAGAAAGGGAAUCGAAAGAAGAAGCAGGAUGCUGAUGCAGAUUUAAAAACUCCUACACCUCACACUUACCUCACUGCCCCACUCACACCAUGUGUAUCUGACACAUCAUCCACACCAACAUGCAGUGCUGCUGUCUUGGGGGACCAGGACAACUCUGAGUCUUCCAACCCCUCAUGCUCUAUUAGCAGUCUUUCAUCGUCUGCAGAGCAGGAAAGCAAUCUUUCUAGAGGUACUCAGCUGCAACAACAGUCAAGUGUGGGCUCUGAAGUUGAGAGAGGGCUUCUCCAUAACAUAAAGUUAGAAAAGGUAGAGACCAGUGAGUCCCAGAAGACUGAGGGAAAGCCUGCACUCAGUCUGAGUACAGCAGAGGCUGGGAUUGUAAAGACUGAAGAGGGUAAUGCGGUAACUUCCCCCAUUACAACAUCCCAGAAUGGGGACUCUGGAAAUGAGUUGCUCAAACACCUUCUGAAGAACAAAUGCACACCUCCUCCUUCCUUUCUCACACAUCAGCAGUCUAAUGACAGCAUACAAUCAGAGGAUGAAAGCCUGACUGACAGCAAAAGUUCUGUAAGAAGGAACAGUACAAAUUCUUUGAAUAUAAACAGCCACUUAAUGGGAGAUGCUGAUCUUGACACAUCUGUAGCCGAGCAGUCUAAGAGAAAGCAGCGCAACAAAAGGACAUCUAAGACUGGAGCUGAGAAACCUACAUCCCGCUGGAAAAAGAGGAGAAAUGAAGAUGACGAGAGACAGGCACUGUACACCAAUACAGACCUGCUGAUGACACAACUCAAACAGCAGCUCACUAUGCUGCCAUUGAUGGAGCCCAUGAUCGGGGUUAACUUUGCACACUUUCCCCCGUAUGGCAGCGGGCAUUUGAAUGGAGAGAAUAGACUCUCUGGAUCUUUUGGGAGUGCUUAUCUGGAUGGACUAUCUGACUACUACUCACAGCUCAUCUAUAAGCAGAACAAUCUUAGCAAUCCUCCAACACCACCUGCUUCACUUCCACCCACACCACCUCCUGUGGCAAAGCAGAAGUUGUUAAAUGGCUUUGCAACUGCAGAAGAACUGGCCAGGAAGAAUGAUGUUAUGGGUGAGCAUGAGGUUUCUAAAAGCUUGGGUCAGAAGCAGCUCACUACCACAUUUAAAGGUGAAGAUGAACUGCUGGGUCACACAAUUACUCAGGGUACUAAGACUGUUGACGUUCCUGCAUCCCUACCAACUCCACCUCACAACAACCAGGAGGAAAUUCGGGGUCAGGAACAUUGUAUCGACAGGGACUCUCCAGACAGCUUUGUCCCAUCAUCCUCUCCUGAAAGUAUAGUUGGCAUGGAGAUCAGCCGUUACCCAGAUCUCUCUAGAGUCAAAGAAGAGCCACCAUCUCCCGCUGUUUCUCCAGUCAUCCCCAUGCUACCCAGUGCCAGUGGUAAAGAAACCUACCCAUAUUCAGAAGCUGAUUACAAAAGAACCACUGGAGGCUCUGAUGCCAGGCUGGUGGAAGUCAAGAAAGAGCCGGCAUGCAAUUUUUUCGGUUCGCAGCUGGGGCAGCCGUCCAUUUGCUCAAAGACUGACCUGGUGUCAGUAGCCAUUACUCUAGACACAGUAGCUGCAUGGAACAUUCAAGCGGUGGUGUCAACGCUGGCAAACAUGCUGUGUGUGUCCAUCCCAGACAGUUAUGACGUGAUUCGUUCUCUAGGAGCAGAGCAGGUUCCUCCUCAAACGGCUCUGUUACACCAGCAACAUACUAUGAAGCUACUCAGGCCACCAGUUGCCCCAGUACAUCUCCAAACAUUGAACUUUGGUUCUGUUAUGGUUAGACCAGACUAUCAAAUGGGUGGAAACAGCCCAGGACCUAGACCACAGUGGUGUUCCAAUUGCAAAGUGGUGGUUCUUGGGAAUGGUGUCUGCAAAUCUACCAAAGACCUGCCCAUAAAUAAACAGGACUGUGGAGGAUCUGAGAGGAGUAUUGUCUUCUGCAGCCAUAACUGCUUUGUUCUUUACUCAGCAUCCAUACAGACUAAGUCAGCAAAUAACAAGCCAAAUAUGUCUUUACUGUCUAACUCUAAGGACAAGCAAAGCCCAGCUAAGGUGCUCCAUCAGUACAGUAACAACAUAUCUGAUCUUGAUGUACAUUGUCUGGCUCAGCUACAGCCUAAGCAGUCUCCACCAACCACUCCACUCAGAGGAGAUAAGUCUGAUACUCUUAAGGUCACAGUCAAACUAAAGCCUCGGCCUCAAGCAGUGCACAAUGGAGGGGAUGAACCUCGCUAUUUGUCAGGAAAGCGCUGGAAGACUCUGCGUUGGAGGAAAUGGAGCAUUCAAAUUGUGGUGCCUAAGGGCAAUUACCACCUAUCUGGGGAGCACGAGGUUGAUGAGCUCCUGAAGAGACUGGGGACCUCUCUUAGACCUGAACCAAUGCCCAAAGACAUACGCCGCUGCUGUUUCUGCCAUGAAGAAGGAGAUGGACUCACUGACGGGCCAGCCCGCCUUCUCAACCUUGAUCUUGACUUGUGGGUGCACCUCAAUUGUGCCCUGUGGUCAACUGAAGUGUAUGAGACCCAGGCCGGAGCUCUUAUUAAUGUAGAGCUGGCCCUGAGGAGAGGCCUGUCAGUUCGUUGUGUGUACUGCCAGCAGACAGGCGCCACGAGCAGUUGCCACCGCUUGCGCUGCACUAACGUAUACCAUUUUAAUUGUGCCGUUAAAGCACAGUGUACCUUUUUCAAAGACAAGACAAUGUUGUGUCACAUGCACCGACCCAGGGGAACCAGCUCGUUUGGAGGUGUGCUGUCAGGGACAGAGCAUGAACUCCGCUGCUUUGCCGUGUUUCGCCGGGUCUACGUGCAAAGGGACGAGGCGCGACAGAUUGCCAGGAUUAUUCAGAGGGGUGAGCGGGAACACACCUUUCGUGUAGGCAGUCUGGUUUUCCAUUCUGUUGGUCAGCUGCUUCCCCAGCAGAUGCAGGCCUUCCACUCAAUGUCUGCUAUCUUUCCUGUGGGCUAUGAGGCCAGCCGUAUCUACUGGAGUAUGCGCCGCGGGAAUCGUCGAUGCCACUAUUUGUGUUCCAUCGAUGAGAAUGACGGUGAACCUGAGUUUAUCAUUCGUGUGGUGGAGAAGGGUUAUGAUGACUUGAUACUUACUGGAUCCUCACCAAAAGGUGUUUGGGAUAAGGUUUUGGAGCCAGUGGCGGAAAGAAGGAAUGAGACCGGAUCUCUAAAACUCUUCCCAGUCUACCUAAAGGGAGAGGACCUGUUUGGACUGACUGUUUCUGCUGUUACCAGGAUUGUGGAAUCUCUUCCUGGAGUGGAGGCAUGUGAGCGGUACACUUUCCGUUAUGGUCGUAAUCCACUAAUGCAGCUACCCUUGGCUGUUAACCCGUCUGGAUGUGCACGCUCUGAACCUAAAGGAUGCACACACGUCAAGAGGCCUCAUACCCUGACCAGCAGCAGCUCUUCAAAGGCUCUGCAAAGCUCUGGAAACCCAGCCGAGAUGGGUGUUGCCCCAUACAGCAAACAGUUUGUCCACUCCAAGUCCUCACAGUACCGUCGCAUGAAGGCUGAGUGGAAGUCCAAUGUCUACCUAGCUCGCUCACGCAUACAGGGUUUAGGAUUAUAUGCAGCCAGAGACAUUGAAAAGUACACCAUGGUGAUCGAAUAUAUUGGGACCAUCAUUCGCAAUGAGGUGGCAAAUAGAAAGGAGAAGAUGUAUGAGGCACAGAAUCGUGGAGUCUACAUGUUUCGCAUUGAUAGUGAGCAUGUCAUUGAUGCUACCAUUUCAGGAGGACCUGCAAGGUACAUCAACCACUCCUGCACACCCAACUGCAUUGCUGAGGUUGUGUCCUUUGAAAGAGGUUACAGAAUCAUCAUCAGUUCAAACCGGAGAAUCCAGCGUGGUGAAGAGUUGUGUUACGACUACAAAUUUGAUCUGGAGGAUGAUCAACACAAAAUCCCGUGUCACUGUGCUGCAGUUAACUGCCGGAAGUGGAUGAACUAAAGAGAAAUGUUGGACAGUUCAACGUUUAUGCAUUCCUUGUUUUAGUUAUACAACCGUUUAUGACAACCGGCACGAUUUAAACUGCAGAACUGUAAUGCUUUUUAUAGACAUGGUUUUCAUAAAUGUAACCUGACUCGAGUAGUCUGUCUUGAAUCCAUGCUAGGAGAGUUGGUUUAGUAAAAACAGGCUGCACACUGGUUACUCUAUGUUGCAAAGACAAUGUAAAUGUAUUUUUUCCACAUGAGAGACAAAAUGAAGUGUCCUGGCAGACAGUGAACAAGAAGUUUUUAGGUGAGCUUGGGCUUAAGUGCUGGACACAGCCAUAUUUAGAUAUUAAGAGGCUGGUCCUCUGGGUAAAGAAAUAUAAAUUUACAAAUAUAUACAAAUAGCAAUGUAGACACCACUGAAUAAGGAAUGUACUGAGAAUACUUCCUUAGGGAUAAAGCUAAGGGAAUAAUUAACUUGCACUAAAACAGAAAGAUACCGUUAAAAUACUUGAUUCCAUGAGUCAGUUUAUUUUUCCUUUGUUUUAAUUUCUGUAAAAUAAGAGACAGCUUUUGUAUUUAUUAUUGAUUGAAGCUGUUUUUAAAAAAUGUGGAAAAGCAGCGCGUCAUGUUGCUGAUUGGACAGAACAUGUUACUUUAAAUGAUCUGUAAAUAUUGAAAAAUUUUAAAUACUCGACCAAAUGUUACCUUAACUUUAUCUUAGCUGUCUGAGUGACCUUUUGUUUUCAGUAAAGCAAAUAAAUGUAUUUAAGAAGGAUGUCAAGAUAUAAUUUUGAGAGUAUAUGUGUUGUGUAAAAUUGUACAGAAUCUGUAAAAAUGGAAGAAUUCAGAGUAUUUUUGUUGUAUUUAGAAUGUAGAAACUAUUGUCUAAAAUGGUCUGACCACUUAAAGAUAAUUAAUUAAUUUCUUUGUUUUUUUUUUGUUGUUGCCAUUUUAUCUGUUGUUUACAAUCAAAAUGAUCACCAGUCAUGCAAGAUGAUUGUGACAUCCUAACUGUUGAAUCAGAAUAGUGUGCACUGUGAAUUUCUAUUAGAAUCAACCUAUAAAUACAUCUCAUAGUUUUACUAUAGUGAGCACAGGCUGCUUCACACCACUCAUAUUGAGAACUUCAGAAGUGACAUUCAGAAAACUUAUUUCUUAGAUUAAUGAAAUAUGCUAUGUUCAUGUUUACAUUAAAAGAGUUGAUGAAAUAAUCCAAAACCUGAUAAUGUCACUUUGCAAACCAGUUUGAAAUGAACUUGGACUGCAACUUAAACAAUCCUGACCUUGUUAUAAUACAUGGCAUGUAUUUUUUUAUUUUAAGAUAGAGUUGUACAUGUUUUCUGAUUGUCUAGCUGUAAUAAAAUUUGUUUUUUCAAAUUUUCUUUCUACAAUAUUCAGACAUUUAACAGUAUUUGUCAUUUUUUGUCCUGUAAAGUAGUACCCAAGUUUAAAGCUUUUAAGUAUACUACGUGUUGGGUUUGGAGUUUGUGGAAUCAUAUUUAGGAACAUUUACAAAAGCAAAAUAAAAUAUUUUACAUCAUA
This is a messenger RNA of Paramisgurnus dabryanus, 16456 nucleotides long. It is a transcript of the gene kmt2ca, whose product is annotated as lysine (K)-specific methyltransferase 2Ca. NCBI's taxonomy places the organism in Eukaryota, Metazoa, Chordata, Actinopteri, Cypriniformes, Cobitidae. Gene Ontology annotation, molecular function: protein binding; transcription coactivator activity; histone H3K4 methyltransferase activity. Gene Ontology annotation, cellular component: nucleus; MLL3/4 complex. The record is from RefSeq and is a predicted model, not a curated record. Gene Ontology annotation, biological process: positive regulation of transcription by RNA polymerase II.